CUCGGGGUCCCAUUUGAUUGGAAGGCGGCAAAGGCUUUAAUCUCAGACUAAUUCAGCUGCUUUUGAAGUGAGUUUCUUUGCCAGAUCCCGGGCUGGAUGGGCAGCGGCUCGCAUCACAGCUGAGCGGCGGAGGCGAGCGCUCCGCGCCGCGCCAGCCGGGGGAGCUGAGAGCGGCCGAGGGGGACCGCGGCACACGCUCGCAGCCCCCACCCCCGCCCCCAGCACAGCCCAAGGAUUACUCGGCUUUUUUUCCUCCUCUUUCUCUCCGGCCGGCUCCCCCUUUCCCUCCCCCUCCCCACCCACGCCCUCCCCGCCAGAGAGAGCCACGGGACAUUGUAUGUUUGUUUUUCUGCUCGGGGGGCGUGUGGCUUUUUUCCUUUCUCGCCCGCAGAAAGCGAGCGAGCGUUUCCGAGUGCGAGCGGCGCCACUUGCCCCAGUUUUCAUGCGAGGUUUUGGGUCAUGAUCACAUCGCCCUCGCUUUCUGCUAUAAGAAGUAGUAAGCGCAGCAGCAGCCUCAGCGAGCCCGGAGGCAGCCCCCGCCGCAGCCGCAGCGCCGCCGACCUCGCCGGGCCGAACGGGCACGCUGGGAAUAACGGCAGCAGCGCCGCCGCCAAGCCCUGCUUCCACGCAGUCCCCCCCUCGGACCCGCUACGCCAAGCCAACCGCCUACCCAUCAAAGUCUUGAAAAUGCUCACGGCGCGGACUGGACACAUUUUACACCCUGAAUACCUGCAGCCUUUACCCUCCACGCCCGUCAGCCCCAUCGAGCUGGAUGCAAAGAAGAGCCCCCUGGCCCUUUUGGCACAAACUUGCUCUCAGAUAGGGAAGCCGGACCCGUCCCCUUCCUCCAAACUCUCCUCGGUCACCUCCAAUGGCUCCGGAGGCGACAAGGACUCCAAGUCGGGCCCCUUGAAGCUCAGCGACAUCGGCGUGGAGGACAAAUCCAGCUUCAAGCCGUACUCCAAGCCGGGCGCGGAGAAGAAGGAGCCGGGGGCGGCGGGCUGCGCGGGCGCCCCCGCCGCGGGGGUCGCGGCCGGGGAGAAGUCGGGAUUCCGGGUGCCGAGCGCCACCUGCCAGCCGUUCACCCCAAGGACAGGCAGCCCCAACUCCAGCGCCUCCGCCUGCUCGCCCGGGCUGCUGCCGGCCGAGGACAAAGGCGGGGAGGACAAGAAGGACUCGGAGGGCUGCGGAAAGAGCGGCAGCUCCGGCUCGGAGGGAGGCCCGGGCACCACCAGCAUCAGCCACAGCCGGAUUAGCGUGAGCUGUGCCGGGAUUAACGUGGAGGUCAACCAGCAUCAGGAGAGCACGCCGGGCUCCAAGCCCAUCGCAUCGGACUCCGCCUCCUCCUGCAGCAGCACCACCGCCACCUCCUCCACCUCCGUUCUGGGCUCCGGCCUCGUGGCCCCCGUCUCCCCUUACAAGCCGGGCCAGACCGUUUUCCCCUUGCCCCCGGCGGGCAUGAGCUACCCGGGGACGCUGGCUGGAGCCUACGCCGGCUACCCGCCACAGUUCCUGCCGCACGGAGUGGCUCUGGACCCCACCAAAUCCUCCAGCCUGGUGGGGGCCCAGCUGGCCGCCGCCAGCAGCCUGGGCUGCAGCAAGCCGGCGGGGUCGAGCCCGCUGGCGGGCGCGUCGCCGCCGUCGGUGAUGACGGCGAGCCUGUGCCGAGACCCGUACUGCCUGAGCUACCACUGCGCCAGCCACCUGGCAGGCGCCGCCGGAGCCUCCUGCGCCCACGACCAAGCCCUCAAGUCCGGAUACCCCCUCGUCUACCCCACCCACCCUUUGCACAGCGUCCACUCCUCGCUGACCGGCGCCACGCCGCCUUCGCUAGCCGGCCACCCUUUGUACCCCUACGGCUUCAUGCUCCCCAACGACCCCCAGCCACACAUCUGCAACUGGGUGUCGGCCAACGGACCCUGCGACAAGCGCUUUGCCACCUCGGAGGAGCUGCUUAGCCACUUGCGGACCCAUACUGCCUUCCCAGGCACCGAUAAACUCCUCUCCAGCUACCCCAGCUCCUCGUCGCUGGCCAGCGCAGCGGCUGCGGCCAUGGCGUGCCACAUGCACAUCCCCACGACGGGCGCCCCGGGCAGCCCGGGCACGCUGGCCUUGCGCAGCCCGCACCACGCGCUGGGACUCGGCAGCCGCUACCACCCGUACUCCAAGAGCCCCCUGCCCACCCCCGGGGCCCCCGUGCCCGUGCCCGCUGCCACUGGACCCUACUACUCCCCUUACGCACUCUAUGGGCAGAGACUCACCACAGCCUCGGCCCUGGGGUACCAGUGAGUGCAGGCAGCGGGGCUUUGACACACAACACAAAGUCUAGCGGUAAGGGAAGGAAGCCCUGCGAAACUUUAUAAAAGUUGGAAAGAAAAUAAAAAAAUCUGACUUUUUAUAAAAUAGUGUUCAUUUGAGGACUGGAUCCAUGAGCACUGUAUUUAUUUAUGUUAGCUUCAAGCGGGACAACGAAUCAUAAAGUGCAUUACUAAACUGAGCUCAAUAGGUAAAAGUGGAACACCCAUUGUAGAAUAUAAAUAAAAAGAUAGAGGUCUUCUCUUUAAUGUUACUUUAAAAUUGCUAUGAUUGUAUUGUACGUUCUUAUUUAAUGUCUCAUUGAAACAAAAAAAUUUACAUGCAUGUUUGUUACUAAAAACAACUCGCAAUUUGUCAGUUAUAAUUUCAAAUUGCAAUUAUUUUUAAGGUGUAUACCCUUGAAAGAGAAUUGGUAUUUUUUUGUAUGUAUUCUGGAAGAAAAAACAAAAACAAUUCUAUUCCAAAAACCUCAUUUGCCUUAUUUUGUUCUUUAAAAGGAACACUUAACUAUUUUUAAUUUUUAAGUCCACCCUGUAAAAAGGGUUAAGUAAGGUUUACGUCAUGUACUAAAAUAGACAAUGUAUCGCUUUAAAGAUUAAAAUUCCGUAUAUUUGAUGUAUUAAAAGGUUUUACUUUUUUUUUUUUUGAAUACGCUUUGAUUCUGUUAUAAAACCCGAGUAGGUCUUGGAUGGAGGUGACUGCUAAUUUCUCCUUAAGCGUUUAUUCAAUUUUAAUUAAAAAUUAAAAAAAAAAACAACCAAAGUUUUUUUUUUAUUGUAACCCCAGGGCUCUCUUAAAAAAUAAUCAGACACAGUUGGUUUUUUUCCUCGUCAGUAGAAUUUUCUGGCACGAAAUAAGAAAACUGAGAAUCGCUUAAAUCUCUUUCCCUGUCUUUAAAGAAGGUAAACUUAUAUUUUAAAUGUUUUUAUUGUGAAAUAUCUGGUUUUUAAAACUAGUUUUCAACGAGAUUUUGGUUUUUCUUUAGAAAGAAACGGGUAAGGCAAGACUGUUUUGUAAAAGUGUAAGAUGAUUAUCCGAAAGCUUUUUUUUUUUUUUAGCAAUGUAAUGCAUACCUAUUCAUCUCUUUCUAAAUGAGAAGUUCAGAAGUAAUUAGGGAAGCGCUGUUUGAGCUCAUCCAGUUAUUUUCAAUUUCUCUCUUCAGUUCGCACCGCAGCACAAAAGAUCGUCACGUAAAAACAAAAAAAAAAAUCGGCCAGCUCUUAAAACUCAUUUUCUUUUAAAAAGGAAGGGACGGGAAAAAAAAGAAGCCAUCCGGUAUUCGGGCCAAGUUUGCUCUUUACUGAAGUGCCAAACUUGACGUGAUCCCGAGAGGGGCUGCCCCUGCCUGCACCGCGUCUCUGCCUACCCAGCCCGGGUUUCCUCCUAGCGCCCAAGAGCCACCGCCCAGCUCCGGCUCGUCGUCCUGCGUUCAGGUAGGAGCGGGGGCUGCCACGGAGCAGCCAGAGCAGCUACCGAAACUGCGGAACAAACCGUUGCCGCCGAGAUAGUCGGAAAAGCGAUACCCAAGUCCGUAAGAGCAAUGCCAGGGAAGGGCUUUGCCCCGCGCUCUGCCAGGCGGAGCCGGGUACCUGCUGCCCCUCGCUCGGCCCCGCUCUUCCCGCCCCGGCCCCAGCGCGACGCGCUGGCGGGGGGCAAAGUUGCAAGCGGCGACUUUGCUUGACAAAUCACUGGGGUUUUCUCCCUCGUUCUGGAUUCCCCCCACAAUAUAAUUACUGUUCAGAGUUUCCCGUGGUGCCCAGAUGCUAAUUAGUCUAAUACAUUUACUCCAGAUAAUUAGUGGAAGUUAGCGUUAAUGUGCAAAGGCGAGAAAAGCAGCAAGCUACUGAAGCUCCGGCGGCCGCCCGGCCGUCCCGGCACGGCUCUCCGGGCCAGGCCCGCGGCGGGGGCCGGGACACACGCGGGGAGGCCGGUGCUGGGCCGCGCUGCGGCUCUUUCGGGACGCUGUCCGAAAGCAGCACGGGAAAUGCUUUGCGGUUGAACCAAACGUGUUCCCCCCCGCCCGCCUUAAAUGGGAAAGGGACCUUUGCGUAUCUCUGCUUUAGGAAAUGUAAAACGAGCUCUCGUUCUGAACGGAUGAGUUAGAGAAAGGGAAGAGAGGGCAGUGCUGUUAACUGCACCGAGUAAACUUCAGUUAUAAAAUAAGAAGCGGAUACAAACAGAGAAAGUAAUUGAAAGAAGGGCUUCUCGGGUCGGGGGUGAUGGUGGCGGAGGAUUCAUCCGGCGAGCCCGAGAAAGGCAGACCAAGCUCGCAGUCCUCUCUGUAUGCCGCACGCUCCCCGCUCUCUCCUGCAGCCCGGCCAGACUGCCUUCCCCGCUUUGCUAUUUUAACUACACUUAAUUUGAGGAAAAUUACAUUUCAGGCUCCAUCUGGGUGUGCAAGCAACAAUUACAGUUUUGCCGCGAUUAAAACACCACCAUUGCCACGUUCCUCUCCUGUUCGUGUGUUUUACAAUUACGGAUCUUGAACAGCUGCAGCUCAGACUUCGCUAGCCAAAUCCCAUCGCCCAUCAGGUGUUGCAGGGGCGAUUUAAAAAGAGCGAGGGAGGCAUUUGUGUCCUGGAACCCUAACUACAGUUUUGGGGAUUUCAGCUCUGAAAGGUUACACACAAAGAUUGCUGAUGCAAGUGGUGAAAUGAACACUUAAUGCUAUUAUUACUGUUUUCCUCAGAUGCUGUCCCCGAGGUUAAAGAAAAAUUAAAACACCUUAUUUUAUAUGUAGAGUGGUGAUAAGUAGGUCUCUCUUCCAGCCUUGUUAAGUAUGUGACCUGGCAAGUGCCACCUAGAAUUUUGAUAUUAAUUUAUUAAAUUCGGCUUUUUUUCUAACAGAGAUUGACUUAUGGACAUUGAUGUUUUUAGGUAAAAGGACUACAUUUGUUAUUCCUCACCACCCCCCCGAACACCCCCCCGUUCUUACUAACUGGAUGGGUUGUGGAUUUGACAGCAGCCGCUGGUCCAUGCCACCGAACUAAAAUAAUUUCACAGUGAAAAACCAGCUUGAGAGGACAAGCAACAGAAGGGCAAAACCCAUCAAAACCCGAAACUGUGAUCAAUCUGACCAGAGUCAGGCAUACAUUAGUUUAAAUUAAACAGUUUUGUCUUUCUCACAAAUCUUUUUUGAACAUUAAAGAUUGUAUCAUGUAAUAUUUAAAUCAACUCUUGUCAGAUGCUAAGUGCAACUGAGGAACCAAAAUAAAAAUUAAUGCGUUUCCAUCCACUCUCAGUGGCUUACUUUGGAUGCCACUUCGACAAAAUACUUCUGAUAAGCAGCGGUUAGAAAAGAAGGGUCCUGUUUAUCUUAUCUAUGGGGAAAUGUAAUUAAGGUAGUUUUGUGAAACAAUAAAACACCAGACUCCACAGA
Haemorhous mexicanus (house finch) is the source of this 5695-nucleotide messenger RNA. It is a transcript of the gene ZNF503, whose product is annotated as zinc finger protein 503. Gene Ontology annotation, cellular component: nucleus. The record is from RefSeq and is a predicted model, not a curated record. The transcript is spliced from 2 exons. Lineage: Eukaryota; Metazoa; Chordata; Aves; Passeriformes; Fringillidae. Gene Ontology annotation, biological process: negative regulation of DNA-templated transcription. The coding region runs from base 460 to 2289 and encodes 609 amino acids.